Molecule: messenger RNA, 4283 nt
Organism: Sinocyclocheilus grahami
Lineage: Eukaryota; Metazoa; Chordata; Actinopteri; Cypriniformes; Cyprinidae
Gene: sned1
Product: sushi, nidogen and EGF-like domains 1
Exons: 26
Coding region: 403-4176 (1257 amino acids)
Biological process (GO): cell-matrix adhesion
Molecular function (GO): protein binding; calcium ion binding
Source: RefSeq, a predicted model, not a curated record
AGAGGUUUUAUCGAGGAUAUUGCUAACCAUCAGGGACCAAGUCACUGGAUCGUAAAAAAAAAAAAAAAAAUGAGCCGAAUCACUCUGCUCCCUUGCCUUUUUUUCUCUCUCACUCUGUUCAUUUCAGUGAGCGGCACGGAGAACAGCAGCUCUUGAGCACCCAGCAGCACACAGAAUGCAAGGAAUCUACCCCCUUGUUACAGACCAACAGCCGAAGUACCAGGGCUGAGAGAAGAUCUGAGAGGAAACAAAGGGUGGAAUUAGAAACCAAACAAGGAGAAGAAAGACAAGGAGGAUCAUUGGUUGAGCAUUUGGCACUGGGGUUUAAAGUUGUCUUGUUGCCCUCUCUGAGUGUCCUGGAUCAUAUAGUCCUCUCCUCUCCAUCCCUGUGCAGACAAGGUCAUGGGGUGGCUGAGGAGACUGGUGCUCUCCAUGUGCAUGCUUCUCAUUUUGCUUCAUGGCGUGGAGCCGGCUGUACCCCUGCAGGAGUUCUACCCAUUUAGUCUGGAUGAGGGUGACUCCCAGACCAUCGAGCAAGAUGAUGGGGGUUCAGGACUGGUAGCAAUCUCUGUGGCUUUCCCUUUCUUCGGAGAACGGCACACGGGACUCUAUGUCAACAACAAUGGCCUGGUGUCUUUCCUGAGGGAGGUGUCCCAGUUCACCCCAGUGGCUUUCCCUAUUGCUGGAGACCGCAGGGUGGUGGCUCCAUUCUGGGCAGAUGUAGACAACCGACGGGCAGGAAAAGUUUUCUAUCGAGAAAGCAAAGAUCCUGCCAUCCUGAGAAGAGCAACUGCAGACAUUAAUCGUUACUUCCCUGAGUUCCCUAUGUUUGUCACUACAUGGGUGCUGAUUGCUACCUGGCAUCAAGUCACAUUUUUUGGUGGCAGCUCAAUAACUCCGGUCAAUACAUUUCAAGUAGUUCUCAUCACAGAUGGUGAGCUCUCUUUCACCAUCUUCCAGUACCACAAUAUUUCUUGGACAACAGGGAUGCAUGCCACCAGUGGUGGUGACCUAGCAGGCUUGGGGGGCAUAGCUGCACAGGCAGGUUUUAAUGCUGGCGAUGGGAGGCGCUAUUUCAACAUACCAGGCUCUCGGACAGAUGAUAUUGUUGAAGUUGAGACCACCACAAAUGUGGGCUAUCCUGGUCGAUGGGUCUUUCGUAUUGAUGAUUCUCAGGUGCAAGUGGGCAGCUGCAAUGACUCAGCGUCGGUCUGUGCUAACUUAAGGCCCUGUCAAAAUGGUGGCCGUUGCAUUGAUGACUGCAUCACUGGAAAUCCCUCUUUCACUUGCUCGUGUUUGGCUGGCUUCACUGGACGCAGGUGCCAGAUAGAAGUUGAUGAGUGCUCAUCAUACCCCUGUCAGAAUGGAGGCACAUGUGUGGACAAGAUCAACCACUUCAUCUGCCUGUGUCCAGUGGGAUUCAUAGGGACAACAUGUGAGACAGACAUAGACGAGUGCCAAGAGACCCCAUGCCUCAAUGGAGCACAGUGCAUGCAGGGUGUCGGCAACUUCACCUGCGUAUGUCAAGCAGGUUACAUUGGGUUCCUGUGCGAGUCAGAUAUCAAUGAAUGUGCAUCCAUGCCAUGUUUGAAUGGAGGUGUGUGUGAAGACCUGGUGAAUAACUACACCUGCACCUGUACAGCAAACUUCACUGGAAGCCACUGUGAGACAGUUCCCUGCGAUGGAGAGAGUUGUGAAAAGCGUCAAAUCUGCGAGUACAUUGGCUCUGGAAACUACAACUGCACCUGCACCCCAGGUUACUACGGUGACGAUUGUGAAGAGGAGUGUCCCUGUCAGAAUGGAGGGGUUUGUGUUGAUGUGAAUGGCACCUGUGAAUGUCCAACAGGCUUCACUGGACUCUACUGUCAGUUUGAAGUAACACAAACCCCCUGUAGUAACAACAGACCGUGUCCGGAUGGAGGUCCAUGCUUAGAGUAUGGUGGCACGUACCUCUGCACCUGCCAAACUGGUGUUGACUUUGAUCACAAGGACUUCUACCCAUAUGUACAGCCCCGAUCAGCCUGUGAUUCCUCACCGUGUCAGAAUGGAGGGUAUUGCUAUGAGAGAGACGGAGGCUACAUUUGUGAGUGCAAGCACGGCUACAGAGGAAAGCAUUGCGAAAGAGUCAGAUUAAGUAUCUGUGCCUCUAGUCCCUGUCGUAAUGGAGGCUCUUGCAAAGAAGAUGCUGACAGCUACCGAUGUGACUGUCCCUACCAUUUCACAGGGAAACACUGUGAAGUGGGUCUGGACUGUGGCCCCCCUGUGAAAGUCAAGCACGCAGAGGUGCAGUAUUCCUCCACUACUCCAGGCUCCAUGGCUUCGUAUGUAUGCCACCCAGGCUACACUCCCCUUCCAAGGGCCACCCAGAGCAUCUGCAGCAGCCAGGGGUCCUGGAGCCAGCCUCCAGUCUGUGAAGAGAUAAACGAGUGUUUGUCUCAUCCAUGUAUGAAUGGGGGAACUUGUCGUGAUAGGGUAGCCUCCUACCUGUGUGAAUGUGAAGAUGGUUUUACCGGCCAGCGCUGUCAAACAGACAUUGAUGAAUGCCUUUCUGAGCCAUGUAAGCACAGAGGUACGUGUGGUGAUCAGCCUGGCUCUUACUUCUGUCACUGCCAGCAGGGCUAUGCAGGACAGGACUGUGAGAUAGAACAGGAUGGAUGUGAGCCAAAUCCUUGCUUGAAUGGAGGUGUAUGCCGAGGCUACAGGAGGAAUCACCUGUGUGUGUGUAAAGAAGGUUAUGUUGGAGACCGCUGCCAGACAUUGGAGAACCCGUGUGUCCUGCAGCCGUGCGGAAACCGAGGUGUCUGUUGGAGUGAUAGAAGGGGGAACUACAGCUGCGCCUGCAGGGUGGGCCACACAGGGAGAGACUGUGAGAGAGACCUGUUGCCUCCAUCUGGCCUGCAUGUGUUGCGGGUAGAAGAAAAUGAAGUUGAGUUACGAUGGGAUCAGUCAGAUGCCACUCAGAAUUUAAUCAGCGGCUUUGCAGUUGCCUUUGCUCCUAUUGGUCGUGGGCCGAGGAAGACAGACUACCUGGAAAAGCAGCAUUCUACCUAUGUACUACAGGGCCUGAACCCCGGACAGCUUUACAACAUCUCCACCUUCUCCGUCAAACGCAACACCAACAGCAAUGACAUAAGCCAGCCAGCUUUCGCUCUCAUCCGCACUAGGCCACAUAAGGUGGAACAGCUGGAGGUAGUGAAUGUGUCGUCCUCUCAGGUUUGGCUGCGGUGGCUGGUGCAUGUUGGCCGCCAUGCUGCGGUCAGUCAGGUUCGGGUGUCCCUGGUGCCUGCAGAUGGUAGUGGACCUCGCACAGCUGUGCUCAAUAGCAGCGUCACAGAGUACACCUUUAGCACAUUGCUCCCAGGUCAGAUGUACACAGUAGAUGUAGUCACGCAGAGUGGUUUGCGCCCUGAAGACCUACCAUCAACUAGCCAAUCUGCUGGGCCACUGCACUUCUGGACCAGACCGCUUCCACCACAGAACCUUUCACUCUCCCACAUCACCACCACCUCUGCUCGAGUCACAUGGGACCAUCAUCCUCGGAGUCUUCCAGAUGGUUUUGUGGCCAAUAUUACUCGAGGCCUGAGCACCCGUAGCCGCUACCUACCUGAUGGAAGUUUAGGGACUUAUACACUACGAGACCUCAAUCCAGGACAACAUUACCAUCUUGCCCUCACUGCUGUACGCAAAAUGGACCAGGACAACAUUCAGAGCGUCCCUCAACACCUAGCCUUCACCACACUACCAGUUCCAAAGGACCAAAGCAGCGGUGACAGACUUAAAGGAGGACAGGACUACCAGAUAGGACAGACCUUGACACAAGUUCAAGAUGGAGGCACAGAUGACCACACAGAACUCCUUGAAGAGCCCCAAAGAUAUACAGAGCUUAUUGACAGAAGAGGGAGAAUUACAGCUAAAUUUACCAACCUUCCACAUAAAACCAUCAGACAUCACACAAAGCCUGACGCUCCAAUCAAAUUAGAAAGGAUGGAAGAAACCACCAAUAAGAUUAGUCUAGCUCUGGAAAUUCCUGAAGAUGCGACAACGAGUAAAUCUGAGUCAUCCCAAGACUGCAGAACUCAGCCCUGCCAGAAUGGUGGAACAUGUGCGCAGAUCAACGAGUCGUUCAGCUGCAACUGUGCCGCUGGUUUCAAGGGCAGACGGUGUGAGCUAUGUUAGUAUAACCACUUCUGUUCAUUCACAAGCAUACAAACACACACUAAUGAAUCCCUAAUAAAUGCCAAACUGAAGAAUUAAAAUUGAGUUUAUUUAUUAUUAUUUUAGUU